CUCAGACGUACUGUACUUGCGAAGGUUAAUGGGAUCGUCCAAGAAUGGGUGAAGGAAGCUAGUCGCCAGCAGAACAAGCCGGCUGCAAUGCUUGACUCGUACGGAGGCAACAUCUACACAUUCGGAUCGUAUAGGCUUGGCGUCCAUGGACGAGGGGCUGAUAUCGAUACGCUGUGUGUGGUUCCGAAUCACAUCCGGCGAGACCCGGAUUUCUUUGGCACGCUGGUGGACAUGCUGGCGAAACGUCCCGAGGUCACCCAAUUAACGCCAGUGAUAGAGGCUUUUGUGCCAGAAAUCCAGAUGGUCUUCGAAGGGAUCCAUACGGAUUUGGCGAUGGCAGCCCUGAAUAUGUCAGCCAUCCCCGCCACCUUGGAUCUAUCAGAUAACAAACUACUUAGAGAUCUCGACCCGGAAUCUAUAAGGAGUAUAAACGGUCGGCGAGUCACAGAUCGAAUAUUAACACUGGUACCCGACGUGAAGGUGUUCCGCCUAGCCUUAUACGCAAUCAAAUUAUGGGCGAAACGGCGAGGUAUAUACAAUAAUGCGAUGGGAUUCCUCGGAGGUGUCUCGUGGGCUAUGCUGGUGGCACGUGUUUGUCAGUUCUAUCCGAAAGGCUGCGUGGCCACCAUCGUCCUGAAAUUUAUGAUGGUCAUGUCCAACUGGAAGUGGCCUACACCUGUCCUGCUGUUGAAUGUGGAGACAGAGAACUUCGGGUCUUUCACCGUUUGGGAUCCAAGGUUCAACCCGGGUGACCGCCGCGCCCUGAUGCCGAUCAUCACGCCCGCCUUCCCCAGUCAAAACUCAACCCAUAACGUUUCGGCCUCGACGCUGAAGGUCAUGCGAAACGAGUUUGAUCGGGGAUGUGUCAUUGCUAUGCAAAUAGACGAGGGCAAAGCCACGUGGUCGGAUCUAUUCGACAAGAGCGACUUCUUCUCUAGGCAUAGGCACUUCCUUCAAAUCGAUGCCAUUUCGCCUACCGAGGAUAAGUUUCACAAAUGGAUUGGACUAGUGGAGGGUCGAGGAAUGAGGUACCUUGUGAUGGGUCUAGAGAGGAUAUUGGGAGUCGAGAUCGCCUGUCCAUGGCCCAAGGGAUACGAGCGCGACUUCCCAAAACUGUCCGCAAUGGCCGAAAAGGGGACCGCGACAGCUGAGGUUGCUGAAGCGAGUCAGGCGGAUAUCGCUGAAUUAGAGAAGCCUGAAAAAGAAAAGUACUGUAACAGCUACUUCAUUGGCAUUGAGCUUGACUCGACGGCGAAGGGACCCUUUGACUUCUACUCCGUAGUGCACAAUGUGCAGGAGCGCCUGGCACAGCAGCAAGGCGAAGACCCCGAUGGGAAACUGGAGUUUACGCAUGUGAAGAGAUCGAAUCUUCCGGAAUGGUUGUUUGAGAUGGGCGAAAGCAGGCCGAUCAAGAAGCCCAAGAGGAAAGUGGAUCAGGCAGAGAGGAUGAAAAAGAAAAGGAAGGUCGCCGCUGCAAACGCCGGCACAAUCAAACCGGCCGAGAAUGGGGCCGUGUCCAGUGGGGUGGUGUCAGAUACGCCAUCGAUAGCUGCGGACCAGCCAAGCAGCGCGGCAGAAGGAGUCGCAGAGGCAGCGACAGCGGAAGGCACCGACGAUGUGAAAGGGGUGGCUAAAGGAGAGGAUAAGAGAACGGAGAAACAAGACGAACUAGAAGGGCAUGAGGAUGAAGAGCCCAUUUCGCCGGCUGGGCCUCCGAUACAAACGACGCGCAAGGUAGAACAGGAGAAGAACGAGCUGACAUACAAAGAUUCCCAAAUCAAACUGCCACAAACGACUAGCGUACCAAAGAAGAGCGAAAUCAAGCUCAGGCUGAAUUGAGCGACUGGCGUCACUCGCAGUGGGUGCGGCCACAGAGAUGCGCAGCACAUAACACAUCGGUCAUACAGCUACCACGGCACGUGUAUGGAAGAGGAGGCCAAGCGAAUCUCUCAACACCCAUAUUGCCGGAUUUCAAUAUGCUUCAUCACAUACACUACAAACACGUAUUUGAAAUGUUUGGCUAAUGUUCAUGCCAGCCGGUGUGGGCGUUAGUCUGUGGUGUUGUGGCGCGCACAGCCACGAGGUGCUCUAUACAAAGAAAUGAUCUGCAGCUAGAACCGGUUGUAGUCCGUCUAUGGCUCACAAUCUAGGCAUUGGCAUGGGAAACAAGUCACCUCACACACUUGUGGUCGAUCCUUGGGGCUCUCACAUAGAAACUAUCUAGCUAUCAGACGUAUAGUUCUAGGCUUAAGCUUAUAAUGACGACACCUGGGAUUGCAUCUUCUCUGACCCCCAUCGCCGUCUUCCUGUGCCAAUAUCAACAACCAUCCGAUGUAUUGUACCCAUGCCUUCAGUGGCAACGCAAACAUCUAAUAGACUAACAGGACUAACAGGGGGGUGAGUAUCGCUGACGCAAUUGCAUAUCAACUGCCAAAUUGCGAUGGAAAGAAUCAAUAAAGACUCGUCAGCCGCUGGGGAAAUCGAUACAUUGCUCACGAAAAGUGGACUCUAACUAUCGCACCAUCAGAUAUUGCUUAAAUCGAGAGAAAUUGCUAAAUUUUAAA
Sphaeroforma arctica JP610 is the source of this 2564-nucleotide messenger RNA. RefSeq lists its product as hypothetical. Lineage: Eukaryota; Ichthyosporea; Ichthyophonida. The record is from RefSeq and is a predicted model, not a curated record. Gene Ontology annotation, molecular function: RNA binding; poly(A) RNA polymerase activity. The coding region runs from base 88 to 1839 and encodes 583 amino acids. The transcript is spliced from 19 exons. Gene Ontology annotation, cellular component: nucleus.